Molecule: messenger RNA, 3311 nt
Organism: Dicentrarchus labrax (European seabass)
Lineage: Eukaryota; Metazoa; Chordata; Actinopteri; Moronidae
Product: carnitine O-acetyltransferase-like
Exons: 14
Coding region: 122-2023 (633 amino acids)
Biological process (GO): carnitine metabolic process, CoA-linked
Cellular component (GO): peroxisome
Molecular function (GO): carnitine O-acetyltransferase activity
Source: RefSeq, a predicted model, not a curated record
AUUUUAUGUUGGUGUCAGAUGUUUCUCUGAGUGACCAGUGGCAGCAGAGGAGUGGACAUUACCAGUCUGUAUCCCUAAAACACAUUUCAUUAGCUUCUGUGGGAGUUUCUCUGAAAGCACAAUGUUGAGAUUUGGCGGCAGAGCUCUGGUAAAGGUGGGGAUGGUGAAGCCCUGUCACUUGAUGAAACCUGUAUCAGCAACUCUGGUUGCUGGCAGAAACCUGACCCAGCAGCAGGGAGUGCCCAGCCAGCCUGUACCCCCUCUGGAUCAAACCUGUGAUCACUACCUCAGCAUCGUUGAGACCGUUGUGGAGCCAGAACAGUUGAAUCAAACAAAAAAGGUGGUGGCGGACUUUCAGAAACCAGGAGGCGUCGGAGAGAGACUGCAGAGAGGCCUGGAGAGAAGGGCACGUAGCACAGAGAACUGGUUAACAGACUUUUACAAGAAGGCUGAUUAUCUCGACAAACGGAAGCCUUUGGUCAUUUUUUCCAACCCUGGGGGACUCGUCCGCAAAAAAGCGAUAAGGGAUAUAAAUAUGGAACAGACAUGGUGGGGUUCCAGAUUCACAGCGGCACUAUUGGAGAUCAAGACAAGGAUUGACAAUGGGACCCUACCAGUUGACUACAUCGCAGGAAGGCCACUGUGUAUGAAGGACUUCGACAAUCUGAUGUCAUCCUGCCGUAUCCCUGGUCCGAAGACAGACUCACUGGCGUUCUGGGGCAAAAGCGCCAACCCGCCGAAACACUUCACUGUUGCACACAAUGGUCACUUCUUUACGAUGGAUGCGUACAACAGUGAUGGGAUGCCUCUGACAACUGAUCAGCUCUAUGUUCAGCUGAAGAGGAUCCGCAACUCCUCACUAGAGACCAACACGGACCCUGUCGGUAUCCUCACUACUCAGCAUCGUGAUAUAUGGUUUAAAGUCUACACCAACCUCAUAAAGGAUAAGACCAACCAGGAAUCGGUGUCAACUAUCGAAACAAGCAUGUUUACUUUGUGUUUGGAUGGAGCGGUACCCAACCGGUCUGAUGAGAGCAGCCUUGUUCACCAGAUGUUGCAUGGAGGAGGCAGCCAGUGGAACAGUGGGAACCGCUGGUUUGACAAGGGGACGCAGGCUAUUGUUGGACAAGAUGGGACAGUGGGUAUGAACAACUCUCAUGCCCUUGUUGAUGGUACAAUCAUACUGUCCUUCACUGAUAUACUUGUUGAACAACGGGACAAGAUAGAGAUACAGAGGGAGACUAAUAUGGAGCCUUUGCCCAUGCCCAAGAAACUACACUUCAACAUCACACCUGAGAUAAAGAAGGACAUUGAGGACGCCAAGCAGCACAUGGACAUGCUGGCCCAAAACCUGGAUGUGAAGGUUAAGGUAUUUGACCAUUUUGGGAAGAAAGUCAUAAAGAACCACAAGAUGAGCCCGGAUGGUUUCGUACAGAUGGCAAUACAGCUGGCCUACUACAGGUUGAACCAGCAGCUAUGUCCAACGAUGGAACCUAUGACCCUGCGCAUGUUCAGAGAGGGCCGUUUGGCACUAAUGAAUUCAAGCACGAGUGCCGCUGCUGCCUUUGUCAUGGCCUUUGAUGACCACAAAAAACAGAACUCAGAGAAGAUGGAUUUAUUGGAGAAAGCUAUAAACACACACAGAAUGAUCACGCUCAUGGGAGUCAGUGGACAGUCCGUACAAGGACAUCUCUUGGGUCUGAGGAUGCAGGCUGUCGAAGAAGAAAUCCCCAUGCCUGAUAUCUUCACAGACACUUCCUACAGUAAAGCCUUUGACUUCAAACUCAUCACAAAUCAGGUAACAUCCAGGACUGGAUGUAAGCCAUGUCUUGGCCCUGAAGAACCAGAUGUAGACAAUGUGUACUACGGUAUUCUGAACGAUAACAUUGACUUGACAGUGUCCAGUUUCAAAAAGACCCAGAGAGAAGAUUAUGCAGCACACCUGCUCCAAGCCGUGGAAGGUGCACUGUUGGACAUAAGGACCCUCAUGGAACAAACCCCAAGAGCUGAAAUGGAAAGCUAAUUCAAACUUAGCAAUAGACUGAUUUCUUGCCAAAAGUUAAGUGACAAUAUCAAUACCAGUCUCACGUGUGUCCUUCUAGUGUAUAAUAAUUAGGAGGAUCUAUUGUCAGAAAUGGUUUUCAUUAGUGUAUAAUCACUGAAAAUAAGAAAUUCCUGUUUUUAUCUACAGAGAGCGGGUCUGCCUUGUUGAACAGCCAUAUUUCUAUAGUAGCCCAGAAUGGACAAACCAAACAGUGGCUCUAGAUAGGGGUUUUCAACAUAGUUUCUCCUGAGCACUUGGAAGGCUAGUGGCAUUCCGUAGAUUGCAAUAUGCAACUUUACCACUAGAUGUCACUAAAUCCUUCACUGUGGUCCUUUUAAAUGUAAUGAUACAUGCAGUAGUAAGCAUAGUGAGCAAUAGCUUGAAACCCAUUACAGAGCAAAUUACUAAACAGUGACCAUAUGAGGUGAGAUUCAUUAGAAUUUAAACGUAACAAUAAAACCUCUUCCACAACGGCUAUAACUAAAUAAUAACAAAUUUGGCCUCCACAUUGGGAUUAAAGUCUUUUUGCUCAGGCAGUCACUGCCUGUCUGCUGUAGGUAUGGUGUGUGGGACAGGGAAGCUGCUCAUUGUGAGUACAGUUGUAGAGUUUUUAUGUCGACACAUUUGCUCUGAAACUUUUUCUGUAAAUACCUCACUCCUGAGCCAGCAACGGGAGAUUUGGAGCACAGAAAAAAUAUAAUUUGCAAGCACAUCAAUUAUAUUUUAAAGAUAGAAAGAUAAGCAGAAGCAAAUCCCUUUUUUAAAACUAUCAAUUUAGGAGUAAUCUUAGAACAAGAAAACCGAAUUUGUAGCUAACACUAUUAUCAUCAUAACAAAAUAUUACAAGUAGAUGUUGUUUUACUACAGCCACCCUACAGUCUAAGGCACAAAAACUGACCUAUGUCAGGAAUAUUUAUAUCUAAAUAUUCUAGACUCUAUACUAUCUAAUACUCUAGCCCCUUGCUCAAUCCCUUACUUUUAUUUACUUUAAGCGCUCAACUGUGUCUAUAUUCCAUUCCUUUUAUCUUAUUGUAUUAUUUCAAAAUUUCAAACCUAUUUUUUUUUAUUUUCUACAAUAUCUAUUGUGCUGUUACUUCCUGUGAGUAAUUGGUGGUAAAAUAUACUGUUUGUAUCAAUGGAAAACAUUUUUCUUCUGUUACGGGCAGGAAACCUUGCUUGAAUUGUACAGCAAUGAGUUUGUCAUUGGGAUUAUUUUCCAGAUGUUAUAAAUAAAGCUGAUUUUUAAAAAAAGCCUUGGUUAAAUGCA